Messenger RNA from Pseudogymnoascus destructans, 908 nucleotides. RefSeq lists its product as uncharacterized. The transcript is spliced from 2 exons. The record is from RefSeq and is a predicted model, not a curated record. The coding region runs from base 68 to 850 and encodes 260 amino acids. Lineage: Eukaryota; Fungi; Ascomycota; Leotiomycetes; Thelebolales; Thelebolaceae.
GUCGAAGCUCCUCCUGCUACCACCCCCGAGUUGCCAGACUAUCUCUUAGAUCCAAAUGCGGUUCUAAAUGACAGCGGUGCCAACUGGCGAUAUGGCCAACCUCCUGAUUACUCUAAUACCAGGAAGGUAUAUGGCGAAAGUAAGUCUAGAAAACGCUCGGUUUCUAGAGUAUAUCAUUUGCUCUCGAUCUUGGCUCUACGCUCAAACCUACAUAUCAAAGCUGCGCUUAGCUGACCCCUCUCUAGCCAAAACCAAGAAUCACGAAACGGCCAGCCUCCCAUUCCUCGUCGAGAACUUAGUCAAGAACUGGGAAAUCGAAGCCAGCUUCAAGCCCGACAUCUCAGACUGGCGUACCAUCGACCAUUCAAACUACACCUUCUCCGUGAACGGCGGCCCGCCUCAGUCCGCCGAGCACAUGCUAAGUGUCGGCACCUACAACGCCAUCAUUGCACCGAACGAAUUCUACAGCCCGGAACACGCCGACUUCGCGUCUUCUCAUAAAACUUUCAAGCGCAUGAUGCCGGCGUUUGCAUGGGAGGUUCUGGAGGUAUACAGCGGACCGCCGCUUGUGGCGUUUAAAUGGCGCCAUUGGGGGGAGAUGAAAAGGGAUUAUGUUUCGUUGAAUGACAAGGGCGAAAAAGUAACCGUCCCAGCACACGGAGCAACAAUCGAUAUUCAAGGUGUCACCAUAGCCCGUGUCAACGCAUCAAUGCAGAUCCAAAGUAUAGAAACCUUCUUUGAUCCGCUCGAGAUGUUCCGGCAGAUUGCACCCAACGGCAUACCGGGCAAGACGACUGUGGCUCCUGAAGGAGGCGCAGAGGCAUGCCCUUUCUUAGCGGGCAAGGAGUGAUAUGGAAUGUUAACUCGCCGAUUUAUUUAUGGGCUUUCUUAUAUUGCCUUUCUUUUCC